CUAUUUGUCUUUGUGUUUGGUUUGGUUCCGGAGAGAAGAACUUCGUUGACCUUCCCUUGAGUUUAAUUGGACUUGGAGGGUAAAAGGGAAGAAGAUCGUCGUAGCUCCCAGAUGUCGAUUAGAGGAGGAAUCGUUGGUUUCUCGCCGGUUUUGGCGGCGGUGCUGUUUCUGCUGACGGUUAAUCACGGCGAAGCGAUAUGGUUGACGAUUCCGCCGACGGGAGGGACGAAGUGCGUCUCGGAGGAGAUACAGAGCAACGUCGUCGUAUUGGCUGAUUACUACGUCGUCGAUGAGCAUAGUCCUGAAAACACACCGGCUAUUUCUUCUAAGGUAACAUCUCCUUAUGGGAACAAUCUGCAUCACCAAGACAAUGUAACGCAUGGUCAGUUUGCGUUCACUACUCAAGAAACUGGGAACUACUUGGCUUGUUUCUGGGUUGAUUCCACUCAUCAUCCGCAAGCUAAUCCACUAACCCUUGGGAUUGAUUGGAAGAUUGGUAUCGCGGCCAAAGAUUGGGACUCUGUAGCUAAAAAGGAAAAAAUCGAGGGUGUUGAGCUUCAGUUGAGGAGACUUGACGGGUUAGUGCAGUCGAUUCGUGAGAAUAUCAAUUAUAUAAAAGACAGGGAAGCGGAGAUGAGAGAAGUGAGUGAGACAACCAACUCAAGAGUGGCUUGGUUCAGUAUAAUGUCACUUGGGGUUUGCCUUUGCGUUGCGGGUUCACAGAUAUUGUACCUGAAGCGAUAUUUCGAGAAGAAGAAACUCAUUUAAAGACUUGGCCUGAAGGACUUACUAUAUAGAGUUAACACAUCCCCACUUUGAAAAGAGGGGAUAAGCAGAGUCAAUUGGUUUUAAAUGGAAGAACACAUUUUUUUUUUUUUUUCUGUGGAACAUUAUAUCGAUAGUUAGAGAUCCUUGAGUUUGUGCACAGAUCACUUUCUGUUAUGCGACAAUAUACCAAAGCAAUUAUCCUAGUAUUCAAAAUGUCAAAUGUUUA
Molecule: messenger RNA, 994 nt
Organism: Brassica oleracea var. oleracea
Lineage: Eukaryota; Viridiplantae; Streptophyta; Magnoliopsida; Brassicales; Brassicaceae
Product: transmembrane emp24 domain-containing protein p24delta5
Exons: 4
Coding region: 112-768 (218 amino acids)
Biological process (GO): endoplasmic reticulum to Golgi vesicle-mediated transport; intracellular protein transport; Golgi organization
Cellular component (GO): endoplasmic reticulum-Golgi intermediate compartment; Golgi apparatus; COPII-coated ER to Golgi transport vesicle
Source: RefSeq, a predicted model, not a curated record